AUGGAGAACAGAAUUCUGGUUGCGGAACAUAGAUCAAGGAGAAACAUGGAAGAUGUCCUAACAGAGAUUCCCCCACCUUCAAGGUUUUUUAAAGAAGAUCUCAACAACUUUACUCCUCCAUCACCUCCUCUUCCAUCUCCAUUCCUCUUAUUUUCUAGUCUGGACAAGCCCCUUCGUUCCUCCCUUCUCAUCAUUGCCAUAUCUUCUCCUUCUCUCUCUGUGUUCCACCAUGUUGCCACAAAAACCCUAAUUGGGACUCUCAUUCUCCCUGAGAUUCCCUUAUCUGGAAACUCUAUUGAACCAUCUGUCAGAGACAAAUCCUGCAAUAUAUAUGCCCUUAAUGAUGUUUAUAAUUCAGUUCUCCUUGUCUCUGUUCAGUACUCUGUCAGUGCAGAGCGAUCUCAUGCUAUUGCAAAGUUGCUGAUUGGUGAGCAGAUUAUUCCUGAGAGGGUUUUGAUCAUGGAUUCAGUUCAAAGCCGGAACUUCCGUGGUAAGCUCUCGCCAGAUGAGACAUUUGCCUUCAAGCUGGAGACAUCAUCAGAAAGAAAAGAGCACAGUGAUGGUUCCAGCAGUUCACCACUGUUGAAGGGUUUGGACUAUUUCCCAUCAGGAAGCAUGGUAGAUGGCUUGGCUGCUGCUCUGCUCAGUCAAUGCCAGAUGAGGAACAUCAAAGGAACUCUAUGCGUUUCAUGGCCAGAGUUUGGUGGUUCUGGGGUGUCACUGGUUAAAUCUAUAAUAAAGGAGGUCUUGCCUAGCUUGGAAUUUAGUGUAAACAGUGAUGGGGAGGAUGAAUACUCUAAGUUGGACCAGAUCAAGGAUCAUCCUUUUGACUCUGAAUUGUAUACCUGA
Molecule: messenger RNA, 849 nt
Organism: Vitis vinifera (wine grape)
Lineage: Eukaryota; Viridiplantae; Streptophyta; Magnoliopsida; Vitales; Vitaceae
Exons: 2
Coding region: 1-849 (282 amino acids)
Source: RefSeq, a predicted model, not a curated record